Nothobranchius furzeri (turquoise killifish) is the source of this 3430-nucleotide messenger RNA. RefSeq names its product protein-glucosylgalactosylhydroxylysine glucosidase (gene pgghg). Gene Ontology annotation, biological process: carbohydrate metabolic process. Gene Ontology annotation, molecular function: protein-glucosylgalactosylhydroxylysine glucosidase activity. Gene Ontology annotation, cellular component: cytosol. The record is from RefSeq and is a predicted model, not a curated record. Lineage: Eukaryota; Metazoa; Chordata; Actinopteri; Cyprinodontiformes; Nothobranchiidae.
GAGGCCUCCUCCUCCUCCUGCAGCACAUUUACCAUAAAAACAACUUAUGUGAACAACUCUCCACAGCUUUCAUUAAAUUCUGACUGAUAGAAAUCAGAGAGAACUGGCUUCAACUUCAACUUCCUUCAACAUAAAGCUGUACACAACUAAAGACUCACUGCAGCUCUCUGAUCCAACGACCGUCAUGGCCCAUGUGUCAGACCCUUACAUCUUCACCUCUGACACCUUACCCAGCGACCCCCGCUUCCUCCCACCGCUGGCGAACGGGCUUCUGGGCUGGAGGGUGUACAACAACAUCAUGCACAUGGGUGGUGUUUAUAAUGGGGAGGGUGGACAUUGCCACAGAGCUGAUGUACCAUGUCCUCUAGCAGUGAUGAUGGAGACAGUAGAUCCUGCCAAGCAUAUCUACACUCUGGACACCAACACAGGUAUUUUCACCCACACGCUGAGCUCAGCCAGCAUGACUGCAUCCCAGUCUUUGUACUCCCACCGGUUCUACCCCAACGUGAUGGUGAUGGAGGUCCUGUUGGUGCGUCAGGUGACUUCGGAGGAGCCAGUUACAGUUACCCUUGACAGCUCGUUCACUCCUCAGAGCAAAGACAUCAUUUUUGAGUCUGGUCCGGACUACAGAGGUGGAAAACAUAUUCAAGGACAGACAACCACGGCUGAAUUCCCAGGAGGAUCCUGUCCCACGGUGCACCUCAUCUGGACUCCUGUACCCCCCACGCUCACGCUGCUACCUGAGCAAACCAAGGCUCGCUGGGGCUUCAUCCUGGUUGUGGCCAACACGAUGGACACUGCACAAGCCAGUUACGAUGAGGGGCUGAGUCUGAUGGCGACGGGCAACCUGCGUCCGUCUCACGAGAAGGCCUGGAAAGAGCUGUGGCUGCAGAGCAGAGUGGAGGUGAAAGGGUCCGAGAGCCUCUGCAAGGCCUUGAUCGGCUGCAUGUUUUACCUACUCAGUGCCUUCCCGUCCAUCCACGACACCUCCACAUCUUUUGGUGGCGUCAGUCCAGGUGGACUCUCUAAUGGUGGGGAUGGUCAAGAUUACUGGGGUCAUGUAUUCUGGGAUCAGGACGUUUGGAUGUAUCCUGGAGUAGCACUCUUCUACCCCAAGCUGGCCCGAGCAGUGCUGGAGUACAGGGUGGGGACGGUGGAUGGUGCAAAAGACAACGCCCAGAGUCAAGGCUUCAAGGGGCUAAAGUUCCCGUGGGAGAGUGCCGUCUCAGGCAGAGAGGUGUGUCCUGAGGACAUCUAUGGACAGCAAGAGAUUCACAUCAACGGUGAUGUCGCGUUAGCAUUUCAACACUACUUCUACCUUACUGAGGACCUGUCUAUGUUCACAGAGGGGAGGGGGAGCGAGGUGAUCUUUGGGGUGGCUGAUUACUGGGUUUCCAGGGUAACGUGGCACCCUGAGGAGCAGAAAUACCAUCUCCUGGGUGUCAUGCCACCUGAUGAAUAUUACUCCGAUGUCAACAACUCUGUGUAUACAAAUGCAACAGUCAAACUCAGUCUGCAGUUUGCCGUGGAGUUGGCUGAUCUCCUGCAGCAUCCUGCACCAAAAGAAUGGCAGGAAGUGGCCGAACACAUUGAAAUACCCUUUGACCCGGAGGCCCAAUACCACCCUGAGUUUGACGGCUACAAGCAAGGCCAACCGGUGAAACAGGCGGACACGGUGAUGCUGGGUUACCCUCUGGGCAUGCCGAUGUCUCUGAAGGUUAGGAGGAAUGAUCUUGAAGCGUAUGAGCCAGUAACGGACCCAAAAGGUCCAGCUAUGACGUGGGGCAUGUUUGCAAUAGGCUGGCUGGAGCUUGGAGAGGCGGAGAAAGCUCAACGUUUACUGGAAAAGUGCUUCAAGAACAUCCAGGGACCAUUUCAGGUAUGGAGUGAAUCAUCAGAUGGUUCUGGAGCAGUGAACUUUCUCACAGGCAUGGGAGGAUUUCUGCAAGCUGUGCUGUUUGGCUACACGGGUUUCAGAGUUCAGAAGGAAUGCUUGGCCUUUUCCCCACUGCUUCCUGAUGACAUCUGUGAACUUUGUGUCCGUGGUGUUAAUUACCUGGGCAGUCAGAUGGACUGGCUGCUCAGGAGAGAUGAAGUUUGUAUCAUCCUCAGGGAGAAGGCUGCAAACACAAAACCCCACCAACUCCAAGUUGUUCUGAAGUCAUCAGGAGUUAAAAUCCCUCUCAUGCCAGGUCAGCCGGUGACUUUUCCUCGAGAGCCUGGAUGUGUUAGUAAAAUAGAUUCUUCAUCUUUCUGCUGGCCUCUCUGAUACAGAAGCAGGAUGUAACGGAAUGAAAUGACUGUUUCCACCAAACGUCAUUUUCCCCCUCUCCUCUGACACGACUAGUCUGCAUGAGAUAUGGCCUCAAGGUCUCAUGCAUUUGCUAUAAACUGCUUUCUUUCCAGCUCAAGAGAAGAGUGAAGAAAGGGACUCUCCUUUUAAUAAAUCAAAGAGCUCUGUUUUACCAAAGCUAAUCAAACAAAGUGUUAGUCAAUAAGUAAGAUGCGACCAAUCUGUGAAAUCAAAAUAUUAAUUACUUUAUUAUAAUCCUAUAGAAUAUAAUAAGUAAUAUGAUGUUUCCACUAGAACUGAUCUCAUGUAGCAUUAAGACAUGACACAUUGCUUUUACUGAUCCAAUCAGAAUCUGCCAGAUCUGACGGAAGCGGGGUUUUGGUGGUGAUUGGUAAAUCUGUCAUCUUUUCAUUCGACCAUAAACCAAAACAUCCGAAGUAUAAAACUAUGCCCACGUCAUCUCUAACGCCAGUUCAAAGCGUUCUAGAGAAGUGUCGGGGUGGCCAAUCCGUAACUUUCCUCUUCAGCCAAAAGAACCAACGACAAGCUGGAUAAAAUCUGUUGCUGUUCCAACUGCUGCAACAAUUCCUGGUCGGCAACCGCUGCUUUUCCUACCGGCUUCGGUUCCAGAGAGGGUCCAGCUGGACCCCAACAUUCCUGAUCUAACAGGGACUUCCACAAGGGUAUGUAGGCCGACGAAAUGGCGUUGAACGUGUUUAUGAAUCUCCCAACCAAAGCUUAGAGCGAAGACAUCGCCUUCAUUUCCCAUCAGAACUAAUUGCUUCUUCGGAUUUGCUGGUUCUGAGCAACGUUCCACAUCACACCAUUCUCCGUCUCAUCCACCUUAGUUACACCAUACAUUUAGUGUUAAAGUGAGUAGUUUAAUUUGUUUAGUAAUAAAUCUUUAAACUUGACUCUCUCUUCUGUUGUCUCUGAGUGAAUACAAAGCUGUUAUCUAAUCUCUGCAAUAAAAAGUUCCAAUCUUCUGGUUAAAAUAACCCAACAGAUCCAUGAGGUUGAUUUCAUAUUUCCUAUGGAAUCCUAGGUCUUAUGGCUUAUUAAGUAACAUGUAAUUUAAAUCAUUACAAGGAUCAGUCCUACUAGUCUCCAACACUAAUAAUAAACAUUUUCACUUAA